AUGGCAGUCGACCCUACCGCAAGCGUUCCGUCUCGGUCGGUUUACCUCACUCUUCCUCCGCUCUCGAUCCUCAAGUUCAAUCCUUUCAACAAUCCAGAAGUCAUCAGCCCUCCAGUUCGAGAACGAAGCAUAGCGCAGCCCUUCAACAUCAGUCCUGAGGCCUAUGCUGGUGCGCUAAACGUUGCAUGGCCAGUCGUCAUUGCAACUGCCUAUGCAGUUGCGGUCACCUUGAUGAACAGGAAAAAUGCGGAGAGAAGUCACAAGCCGUGGGCUUUCAGCAAGUCAGCAGCUUUCUAUUUUGCAGUGAUCGCCCAUAAUGUCUUCCUUGCCCUGUACUCCCUUUGGACGUUCUCGGGCAUGAUAAGGGCUAUUCGAAACUCCUGGCCCGGGGUGAACGGAGCAUAUGGACUAGCAGGGGCAGCCGAUGCUCUAUGCAAAAUGCACGGGCCUAGAGGUCCUGGAAGUGCAGCAAUCUACGACAUGGCAACCCAGACUUGGGGCAUUUCCGAUGUUACCAUGAAUUUGGAAGGAGGCAACCCCGAUACGACCGAUGUAGGAAGACUAUGGAAUGAGGGACUGGCGUACUACGGAUGGAUAUUCUACUUGUCAAAGUUCUACGAAGUGGUGGACUCCUUUAUCAUCUUGGCGAAGGGCAAGAAUACGUCUUUCUUACAAACCUUCCACCAUACUGGAGCCAUGUUCGCCAUGUGGUCUGGCAUUCGGUAUAUGUCUCCCCCGAUUUGGAUGUUCACAUGCCUUAACUCCCUAAUCCACUUUUUCAUGUACACCUACUACACCUUAGCAGCCCUUGGUAUUCGCGUACCAUUUGUGUUGAAGAGAGGCCUUACAGCCGCACAGAUUUUCCAGAUUGUUUUUGGCGCCUCAUAUGCAUUCGCACACUUGUUUGUGGCAUAUGACGUGCCAUCAUGGGCUUCGUAUAGUGUUCUAAAUAAUCUAUCUACAGCUAUUCCAAAUGUGGCCUCCACGGCAUCCAAUUUUCUAUCUAGUGCAACAGCGGCAGCAGAUUUUGGGAGCUUGCUGAAGAAAGCAGCCUUGCGGGCUGCUGGAGAAGAAGGACUUGCAGCCAAUGUACGAAAUUACAAAGGAGAGACCUUCGGCAUAGAUGCAAUACACGCAGCAGAAUCACAGAAAGCACUGGAAGAGAUCGUCUACAAGCAGCACAUUACGCGGGCACAUUGCCUCGACACGUCUGGCGAAUCUUUCGCUAUUCUGUUUAACAUCUGCUACCUGGCACCGCUUGCUGGUUUGUUCAUAUCCUUCUUCGCACAGUACUUUCAGCAAAGCGCAUCCGCCAAAGACAAAACGGGCCUGACUCUUGAGGAUACCAAAUUUUCAGCAAGUAAAGCCACCACAGACGUGAAGAAGCAAAUUGCCGAGGCAAUGAGUGAUCCUCAAGGCGGUGCUACCGAGCCUCCUGAAGACAUCAAGAAACAGCUUGAAAAUGCCAAAGAUAAGACACAGCAGAAAGCUAAGAAAGCCGGUGAUCAAGCUAAAGAAGGCGCAAACAAAGUGUCAGCUAAAGCCAAAGAUGCUGUUGAGAACGUCAGAGACAAGGCUCCAAAUGUUCCAGAUAAAGCCAAAGAACGCGGGCAGGAUGCUAUCAAUGCAGCGAAGAACGCGGGUGAAAACGCAAAGAACAAGGUCUCCGAAUAUGCGCAAGCUGUAAAAGGCGAGGCAAAACAGAAGGCAGACGAGGCGAAUGAAGAGCCUGGGGAGGUUAAUAGUACACCCGUGAAAGGUGAGCCAAUAGAGGAGAAAGGAGCAGUGAAUGGAGAUAUCAGGGAGGGAGCAAACGCCAACAACGAAGAACCUGCCGCCGGUCCGGCAAAGAAGGAAGAAGUGGAAGAGGUGGAGAAAGCUGAUUCCGAGGACGACUGA
Molecule: messenger RNA, 1899 nt
Organism: Bacidia gigantensis
Lineage: Eukaryota; Fungi; Ascomycota; Lecanoromycetes; Lecanorales; Ramalinaceae
Exons: 2
Coding region: 1-1899 (632 amino acids)
Biological process (GO): fatty acid elongation, polyunsaturated fatty acid; very long-chain fatty acid biosynthetic process; fatty acid elongation, monounsaturated fatty acid
Cellular component (GO): endoplasmic reticulum membrane
Molecular function (GO): fatty acid elongase activity
Source: RefSeq, a predicted model, not a curated record